GCUGAAUCAAAACAAUGAGCGAAAGGCGGCUUUGGUAUUACAGUAGAAUUUUUUCAUAAUUUGUACCUCUUACUGUAUAUCAGUGAAUGUAGGAUUGCAAGAAAUGGAUAGAUAAUUAAAUAUUGACAUAUUAGAUGUAAAACCCGUCUACCAAGCCCAGUUAGCUCACAAAAUGAGUGAUGUUGUUGAGAAAACCCUGACAGCUCUUCCGAGCCUCCUGUCUCUGGACUCACAGCCUGGAUCUGCUAAACUCUCAUCCACCUCCAAACUCGGAGCCCUCAUCAGAGGAAUCACUGAGCUCACCUCCAAGCAUGAAGAAGAAAAACUUAUCCAACGUGAACUUGCAUCUCUCAAAGAUCAAGUGUCUUCCCCCAACACAUCUAUGAGACAAAUGAAGGAGGCUAUGGUCAGAGCAAUCUACUGUGAAAUGCUGGGCUAUGAGGCCUCAUUCACUUACAUUCAUGCAAUAAAACUAGCUCAGCAAGGCAGUAUCUUGGAUAAAAGAGUUGGUUAUUUGGCUGUGUGCUUAUUUCUAAAUGAGAAUCAUGAGCUUCUUCUUCUCCUCGUGAACACUGUACUUAAAGAUCUUCAGAGCACUAACCUGAUUGAAGUGUGCAUGGCUCUAACAGUAGUCAGCCAAAUGUUUCCCAAAGACAUGAUCCCUGCAAUACUCCCUCUGGUGGAAGAGAAACUUAAUCAUUCAAAAGAAAUCAUAAGGCGAAAAGCUGUUCUGGCUUUGUACAAGUUUUAUUUAAUAGCUCCAAAUCAAGUGCAGCACAUCCACAACAAGUUUCGUAAAGCAUUAUGUGACAAAGACCCGGGAGUAAUGUUUGCCUCCCUUCACAUUUACUUACAGAUGAUCAAGGAUAAUCCCGAAGGUUAUAAGGACCUGACUGCCAGUUUUGUCACCAUCUUGAAGCAGGUGGUGAGUGGGAAAUUACCCAUGGAUUUUAAUUACCACAGUGUGCCUGCUCCAUGGCUACAGAUCCAGCUUCUAAGAAUUCUGUCCAUUCUCGGAAAGAAUGAUCAAAAUGCCAGUGAAAUCAUGUAUGAUGUACUGGAUGAGUCUUUGAAAAGAGCAGAGAUCAACCAUAAUAUAACCUAUGCUAUAUUAUAUGAAUGUGUGAAAUGUAUUUAUACAGUUUAUCCCAACUCUGACCUUCUUGAAAAAGCUGCCAAAUGCAUUGGAAACUUUGUGAUUUCUUCAAAGAUUAACCUAAAAUAUCUUGGAUUGAAGGCUCUCACUUUUGUCAUCCAGCAAGAUCCUAAACUGGCUCUGCAACAUCAAAUGACCAUCAUAGAGUGUCUAGAUCACCCUGACAUUAUUAUAAAGCGUGAGACCCUGGAAUUGCUCUUUCGGAUCACCAAUGCUCAGAAUGUCACUGUAAUUGUUGAGAAGAUGUUGGAGUUUUUGAACCAGAGCAAAGAUGACCAUACUACUAUUGACCUGGUGGGAAAAGUUGCAGAAAUAGCAGAAAAAUAUGCGCCAGAGAAUAAAUGGUUCAUUGAGACCAUGAACACAGUGUUUUCUUUGGGUGGAGACAUGAUACAGCCUGAUAUCCCCAACAGCUUUCUCAAACUGCUUUCUGAAGGGUUUGACAGUGAAGAAGAAAACAGGAAGCUGAGACUUUUUGCUGUUGAUUCCUAUAUUUCAUUGCUUGAAGGAGAAACAAGAAAACUACCUCAGCGCUUCUUGCAAGUUAUAAGCUGGGUCCUAGGGGAAUACUCACAGUUAAGAACAGAUCUGGACCCUGCCAGAGUAAUGACUCUUCUCACUAAGCUUCUCGACAUGAAGCAAACAAGCAGUGAAACCAAGACAUGGGUCCUUAUGGCGAUGACGAAACUUUGUUCAGGAGAGGCCAGUAUUUCAAUCGCUCAGUCAGUUUGUGAUGACCACAGUAGCUCUAUGGACACAGUGCUGAGACAGAAGGCUCAUGAACUGCAGCUCCUCAGUCAAGACUCAGCUUUGCGAGGCCGACUGCUUCCCCUGCACAGAGCAUCUGAACCCAUCGAGGUGGAUUCCUCUUUGUCAUUUUUGGAUGCGUUUGUGUCAGAGGCAUUAGCUGCUGGCGCUGCUCCAUACAAACCUCCCCACCAGCGGCAAGAGGAGCUCGCCCAGGAAAAGGCUCUGAGCCUGGAGCCCUAUGCGCUGUCUCUGCCCAUCAACAUGUCCUCCUGCAAUCUCACAGGCAGGCAGUCUCCUACUCCCAUGUCUGUGAGCUCUGGUUUGUCAGGAGACAGCACUGAGCUCUCCCUCAAAGGAAGUUCAACUGCAUUGAAGCUUGAAGGAGUGAAGCGGGUAUGGGGGAAGGAAGGAUAUUUGUCAAAGAAGGAUCCUGUUGAAGAAGUUGUCCAAGCUGAAAAUCCCAGUUCACCCAGUCAGCCAACAGGUGCAGGCGGGACUCCCAAUGACAAGCUGACCCCUAGAGCGACCCCUGAACCGGACCAUGAAAAACAGCAGCUGGCCUCUUCCCUGUUUAUUGGCCUAGGCUCCCAAAGCUCUGUGUGCCUGAUGGAAAAGUCCGACCCCAUGGUACAGCGAUUUAGAAGAAAAGCCAAAACUCCAAACUCUUUCUCAGGUGUAACUGAGAGGGGGUCUGUCUCCUCUAUCUCCACCUCCGCUGCUGUAGAUAACCUGCUUUGUACCAACAUACCCGAGUCAGCCAGUGUGGUCCCAGAAGUUACCCAUGAACCCUCACCUCCCUCCAAGACUGAAUUAGAUGCAAGCCUUAGUGUAGACAUAAUAGACAGUACUCCUUCUCUUGUCCAGAGUAAUGGUGUAGAAACUCCUCUUGAUUUAACUGAAAAUGAAGUUACUGAUAAAUCCAAAGAUGAGUGUUCUAGUAUAAGUCUUCCUGCAAAGCUCUCAGGAUUAGCCCAUUCAGAAAUUACAUCUUUGUGCUCAAACCAGAGUAUGGAGGUGUCUGCCUGUCAUGUACAUAAAGACGAUUGUGUGUUGCUAGUCAUUUUCAUCUUGAACUCAUCUGACAGUGAUAUAGAGAAUGCACGUCUCCAUGUUAGCUCUGAACAACUUGAGGUGUCAUUAUCUGAAAGUCCACUCCAAGACAUUGCAAAGGAUGCUAUAGCAGUAUGUCAAUACUCACUGACUGUAAGGAGCCCUGUAGUCCAUUUUGAAGUGUUGGGUAUGCUUUCCUACCAGUCUUCAUUAGACAACCAGGAAGUGGAGUUUUCAUAUAAGCUUCCAUUAACUAGUUUUAUCAGACCAUUGGAAGUGUCAACAGAGCAGUAUGGGACAAUGUGGUUGACUUUCUCCAAUGAUACAAAGCAGAACCUUGCUCUGGUCACUGACGGGCAGGACCCUCUCACUGACACACUGGAUCUGCUGAAGAAGAAACUUGGUCUACAUGUUGUUGAAAUGAUUGGUAAGUUGUAAGUUUUCCCCAAAAAA
This is a messenger RNA of Boleophthalmus pectinirostris (great blue-spotted mudskipper), 3409 nucleotides long. RefSeq names its product adaptor related protein complex 4 subunit epsilon 1 (gene ap4e1). The transcript is spliced from 19 exons. NCBI's taxonomy places the organism in Eukaryota, Metazoa, Chordata, Actinopteri, Gobiiformes, Gobiidae. Gene Ontology annotation, molecular function: cargo adaptor activity. Bases 173 to 3394 code for a protein of 1073 amino acids. Gene Ontology annotation, biological process: receptor-mediated endocytosis; intracellular protein transport. The record is from RefSeq and is a predicted model, not a curated record. Gene Ontology annotation, cellular component: membrane coat; AP-4 adaptor complex.